AUGGGCCCCACAGCUCUCCACUCCUGUCACCCCAACAGGGACACCAUGCCUGGGAUUCUGAGUUUUUAUGCAGACAAUGUUUCAUCCAGAAUUCACUCCCCUCCAAAGCUGGUCACCUGGACCUUCUUGCAGAAGAGGGUGUUUUUUCUUUAUUUGCUCAUCAGCCUUUUUCUGCCUUUCACCCAGAGCCAAAAGAAGAUACCUCUGGAAACUGUGAAGCUCUGGGCAGAUGCAUUUGGUGGAGACCUCUAUGCCUUGGUGACAAAAUACUCUGGAUCUCUCCUGCUAAAGAAGAAGUACAAGGAUGUAGAGUCCAGUCUGAAGAUUAAGGAAGUGGAUGGCUUGGAGCUUGUGAAGAAAUUCUCUGAAGAGAUGGAAAGCAUGCUACGAAGGAAAGUGGAGGCUGUGAAGAGACUCGUCGAAGCAGCUGAGGAGGCUGACCUCAACCAUGAAUACAAUGCUUCCCUGGUGUUUAACUAUUACAACUCAGUCCUCAUCAAUGAAAAAGACGAGAAUGGAGAUUAUGUGGAACUUGGGGAUGAAUUUAUUCUGGAUCUCAAUGAACACUUCAACAACCUGUGGGUGAAUACAUCCAUCAGUAAUGUGCAGCUGCCCACCAAUGUCUACAACAAAGAUCCAAAUAUUUUGAAUGGAGUCUACAUGUCAGAAGCCUUAAACCCUGUUUUUGUGGAGAAUUUCCAAAGAGAUCCAACACUGACGUGGCAGUAUUUUGGUAGCUCCUCUGGAUUCUUCAGGCUCUAUCCAGGUAUAAAGUGGACCCCUGAUGAAAGUGGAGUCAUUACCUUCGAUUGCCGGAACCGAGGAUGGUACAUCCAAGCUGCCACUUCUCCCAAGGAUAUUGUGAUUCUGGUGGAUGUGAGUGGUAGUAUGAAGGGGCUGCAGAUAGCCAUCGCCAAGCAUACCAUCUCUACUAUCUUGGACACCCUGGGGGAGAAUGACUUUGUCAAUAUCAUAGCGUACAAUGAUUAUGUUCAUUAUGUGGAACCUUGUUUUAAAGGGAUUCUCGUUCAGGCUGACAGAGACAAUCGAGAGCAUUUCAAGCAGCUUGUGGAAGAGUUGAUGGUCAAGGGUGUGGGGAUUGUGAACAAGGCACUGAGUGAAGCCUUCAGGAUCCUGAAGCAGUUCCGAGAGGAUGGACGAGGAGGCCUUUGUAACCAAGCCAUCAUGCUGAUCACUGAUGGGGCAGUAGAGGACUACGAGACUAUAUUUGAGAAGUAUAACUGGCCUGAUAGAAAGGUUCGGGUUUUUACUUACCUCAUUGGGAGAGAGGUCACUUUUGCUGACAAGAUGAAGUGGAUUGCAUGCAACAACAAAGGCUACUACACACAGAUCUCCACCCUAGCAGACGUCCAGGAGAAUGUGAUGGAGUACCUGCAUGUACUCAGCCGCCCCAUGGUCAUUAAUCAUGACCAUGACAUCAUCUGGACUGAAGCAUACAUGGACAGUAAGCUCUUUGCAUUGCAGCCCCAGAGCCUAUUGCUUAUGACCACAGUGGCCAUGCCAGUCUUUAGCAAAAAGAAUGAGACAAGAUCUCAUGGCAUUCUACUGGGUGUGGUGGGUUCUGAUGUACCUCUCAGAGAACUGAUGAAGCUGGCACCCCGAUAUAAGCUAGGGGUGCAUGGUUAUGCCUUUCUGAACACUAACAAUGGCUACAUCCUCUCACAUCCUGACCUCCGACCCUUGUACAAAGAUGGAAAGAAGUGGAAACCCAAGCCCAACUACAACAGUGUGGAUCUCUCUGAAGUGGAAUGGGAAGACCAAGAUGAAACUCUGAGAACAGCUAUGAUCAACGGGGAAACCGGAUCUCUCACUAUGGAUGUGAAAGUUCCUGUGGACAAAGGGAGGCGUGUUCUCUUCCUCACCAAUGAUUAUUUCUUUACAGGCAUCAGUGACACCCCUUUCAGUCUAGGAAUGGUGUUGUCCAGAGGCCAUGGAGAAUACAUCCUCCUGGGAAAUACUUCAGUGGAGGAAGGAUUGCAUGACUUAUUACAACCAGAUCUGACUCUGGCCAAUGAGUGGAUUUACUGUAUCACAGAUAUUGACCCAGCUCAUCGGAAACUCAGCCAGAUGGAUGCCAUGGUCCAGUUUCUGACCAGCAAAGAGCCUGAUCUAGAAUGUGAUGAGGAACUGGUGCAAGAGGUCCUGUUUGAUGCCGUGGUGACCGCUCCAAUGGAAGCCUACUGGACAGCUUUGGCCCUUAACGUAUCUGAGAAAUCUGAGGAUGUGGUGGACACGGCCUUCCUGGGCACCCGGGCUGGCCUCAUGAGAAGCAGCCUCUUCGUGAGCCCUGAAAAAGUCUCUAACAGGAAGUUCCUGACCCUAGAAGACAAGUCAAGCAUCUUCACCAUGGACCACUUCCCCCUUUGGUACCGGCAGGCCGCAGAGCAGCCAGAAGGUAGCUUUGUCUUCAGCAUCCCCUCUGGAGGGGAGCCAGGAUCCGUGACAGUGAGCACAGCUGUGGCCGUGACUGUGGACAAGAAAACAGCCAUUGCUGCAGCGGUGGGUGUGCAAAUGAAGUUAGAAUUAUUGCAACGAAAAUUCUGGGCAGUAGUGAACCAGUCCAGUAACUUGGAUUGCAGCCAAGUGAAUGGGAUCUGCUCACUGAGCUGUCAGGACAGUGACCUGGACUGCUUUGUCAUAGAUAACAAUGGAUUCAUUCUUAUUUCCAAGAGAUCCAAAGAGACUGGAAGAUUCCUGGGGGAAGUGGAUGGCUCAGUCAUGACCUACCUGCUCAACAUGGGGGUAUUCAGUCAAGUGACCAUGUAUGACUACCAGGCCAUGUGCAAAAUGUCCCACCAUCACCACAGCGGGGGGCGGCACCUUCUCAGCCCCAUCUAUUCGAUUGUGACUGCUGCCAAAUGGCUGAUGAGUGAGCUCUUCAUGUUCUUUUUAGAAUGGGGUACAUGGGGCUGCUGGCAGCAGGACAGCAGGGCAGAGGCCAAAGCCAUCUUCCAUCACUCCCACAAGCACAAGAAGCAGGAUAUAUUGCUGCCCUGUGACACAGAAUACCCUGUGUUCAUAUACCAGGCCGCUGUCCAGGAGACCAAUGGGAUUAUGGAGUGUGGAGGCUGUAGAAAGAUGUUUGUGAUUCAACGGAUUCCCAACAGUAACCUUCUUCUUGUAGUGACUGACUCCACCUGUGACUGCAGCAUGUUCCCACCUGUCCUUCAAGAGGCCACAGAAGUCAAAUAUAAUGCAUCUGUCAAGUGUGACAGGAUGCGCUCCCAGAAACUCCGAAGGCGACCAGACACCUGCCAUGCAUUUCAUCCAGAGGAAAAUGCCCAGGACUGUGGAGGCACUGCAGAGAACUCAGCCUCGAUAACCCCACUCCUGCUGCCCCUGGUAACCUGGGAGCUACUUCAAUGA
Messenger RNA from Vombatus ursinus (common wombat), 3387 nucleotides. RefSeq names its product calcium voltage-gated channel auxiliary subunit alpha2delta 4 (gene CACNA2D4). Gene Ontology annotation, cellular component: voltage-gated calcium channel complex. The coding region runs from base 1 to 3387 and encodes 1128 amino acids. The record is from RefSeq and is a predicted model, not a curated record. Gene Ontology annotation, molecular function: voltage-gated calcium channel activity. NCBI's taxonomy places the organism in Eukaryota, Metazoa, Chordata, Mammalia, Diprotodontia, Vombatidae. The transcript has 39 exons.